Messenger RNA from Labeo rohita (rohu), 2755 nucleotides. It is a transcript of the gene sdf4, whose product is annotated as stromal cell derived factor 4. The transcript is spliced from 7 exons. Gene Ontology annotation, cellular component: endoplasmic reticulum. Bases 376 to 1446 code for a protein of 356 amino acids. NCBI's taxonomy places the organism in Eukaryota, Metazoa, Chordata, Actinopteri, Cypriniformes, Cyprinidae. Gene Ontology annotation, biological process: calcium-ion regulated exocytosis. Gene Ontology annotation, molecular function: calcium ion binding. The record is from RefSeq and is a predicted model, not a curated record.
CUCACGUUCCUCAAGAAGAAGACGCGAUUCUGACAACGUAGCAAUGUUUCUUUCCUGAACGCCUUUCUGGUGUCAGCUCGUGUGAACUCCUGCGGUUUAUGGGUCUGUCUUGUAUGUGUUUGUGUGAUAUCUGAGUCCAGAAAGGGAGGACGUCACGUUCAGGGCCAUAAAUCGCUCCGUUGAGCAGCUUUUGGUCUCGAGUGGCAACGUGUACAGGAACUGCGCGAUGAGCUGCACAUAAACAGUACCUCUCGGUGCUUUUAAUACAGCAGGCCACUUGCUCCUGUUUAUUCAUUUGAUAUUUUAUUUUUGGAGAGGACCGUUCAAACGUACAUUGUUUCCUACAUCUGUUUGUGAGGUUUAAGCAGUAAAACCAUGUCUAGCUGGAGAAGAUCUCAGCUUGGCCGCCUGUGCGCCUCAACUUUGGCAGUAUUUGUGAUGCUGGCUUUGAAUGUUCAGGCCAGGCCAGCAAAUAUAUCUGCGUUAAAAGACAAACACCCCAACAGCAAGGAGGACAAUGAGAUCCUUCCACCUGACCAUCUGAACGGUGUGAAGAUGGAAAUGGAUGGCCACCUCAAUAAAGACUUUCAUCAGGAGGUGUUUCUGGGGAAGGAGAUGGAGGAGUUUGAGGAGGACUCAGAGCCCAGGAGGAACAGGAAGAAACUUAUUGAAAUCUUCACCAAGGUGGAUAUUAAUAAAGACAGGAGUGUAAGUGCUAAAGAAAUGCAGCGCUGGAUCAUGGAGAAGACAGAAGAACAUUUCCAGGAGGCUGUUAAAGAAAACAAGCUCAGUUUUCGUGCCGUGGACCCUGAUGGGGAUGGACAUGUAACUUGGGAUGAAUACCGUGUGAAGUUUUUGGCCAGCAAAGGUUUCAAUGAAAAAGAAGUAGCUGAGAAGAUAAAAAACAAUGAAGAACUAAAAGUGGAUGAAGAAACUCAGGAGGUUCUGGAAAGCUUGAAGGAUCGCUGGUUCCAGGCAGACAACCCUCCAGCUGACCAGCUGCUGAAUGAAGAGGAGUUCCUCUCGUUCCUGCACCCGGAGCACAGCAGAGGCAUGCUGAGAUACAUGGUCAAGGAGAUCGUCCGAGAUCUUGAUCAAGAUGGAGAUGGAAAGUUGACUCUAGCUGAAUUUAUCUCCCUCCCUAUGGGAACUGUGGAGAAUCAGCAAGCCCAAGACAUCGAUGACGACUGGGUUCGUGAAAGGAAGAAGGAGUUUGAAGAAGUCAUUGACGCUAACCAUGAUACGAUUGUAACCAUGGAAGAGCUGGAGGAAUACAUGGACCCUAUGAAUGAGUACAACGCCUUGAAUGAAGCCAAGCAGAUGAUUGCUGUGGCGGAUGAGAACCAAAACCACAACCUGGAACUAGAGGAGAUCCUUAAAUACAGCGAGUACUUCACUGGCAGCAAACUCAUGGACUAUGCCCGUAACGUACAUGAGGAGUUCUAAGACGAUCUCCUCAGGUCUUUAUGAAUAACAAAAGCAUGUAUAUAUCCCUAAAGUGUCGCAAGGAUGAUCUUUGCUUGCUUCCCAGACUGGAAUCAACAAGUGCAUUCAGACAUGUUUGUAAAAGUACAAAUCUGCAAGCCACAAAAUCUUCUCUGAUGUUGCAGUGCGCAGAUAUGACACAUUAUUAGGACUUUGCCUUCAUAAUGUCAUAGAUGUGAUUUCCAAUAGAGCCCCAUAAGUUCCAUAAUAUAAAUAAUUUUGAACACUUUGUCACUUUCAACACGUUUCUGUGUGUUGAUAAUUAAGAGAAAUGUCUGUAUAUGAGGAAUUGGUGAGGGGAAAGACUAUGUUCCACGUGAAGGUGGAAUUUAUAUGAAAAACUAAAUAGAUUCAUGUAAAUAAUGUAGUUGUUUGGAGUGCCAUAAUAUAUAAAUGCGUUCACAUUUUGGGUGGGUUGUUUUUGACAGGGUUUUAGCUUCCUCAGAUGGGUUAUUUCCAAAGAUGACGAGCCAGCGAAAUGAUUUAGGGUGGUAAUUUUGUGAAAAAUGUAACAUACAGUCCUAUAUAUAGCACUUCUAUUUAAGAUCUCAUCAUUAAAUGCAAAAAAAGUCAAGAAAUUAAGAAUCAUAUUGAGAGUUCAUCCGUCCAGAUGUGACCUAUUUGCACACUGAAGCGUUUUUAAGAACCCCAUUAGUCAUAAUUGUAUAUGGAGCCUGCAUAUUUUUAUUUUAUUACUUUUAAGAAUUCAGUUCAGCGUUACCUCAGCAGUCUCCAGUCAAAUGUUAGUCAGAAUAAUAGAGCAUAUUCCGUGAUGACGUUGAUGUUUCUCCAUUGAUAUGUGUAUUGUAAAAAGUCAUUCAAAGAGAUUUAAACAUAAGAGAAAUGUUUUGAGAGGAAUUAUAUCAUUAGGAUCUAUAAUUUUUCCUUUUUAAAUUGCUAUGAAAAAUGGAAGGACCAUUACAUGUAUUUUCUGGAUUUGAGAAUAAAGUUUUAUUAAAAUACACAUUUGCCUCAGGAAAUUAGGCUUAUGUGUUCUAUCGACUGUGUGUGUAUACAGUUGGUGGUAAACAUUUUUCAGCAUGCUUUGGUAAUACUUUAAGAUUUAAAAUUUAUUUUUGUUAUAAGAAUUAUAACUCUGGCUUUUUGGAUUAAUUUGUUUUGUUUCUGUUGUGUGUUUAAUGGAUGUUAAAAUAUGAGCUGCUAAUGUGUUCAAUUAUUCUUGUUCAUUGACUGAUCAUAUAUUGCAUUCAUCCUGUGGAAAUUAAAGCAAUUGCUUAAAGUAAAAAAUAAAAAAAAACUGAGUGCUGAA